Protopterus annectens (West African lungfish) is the source of this 2158-nucleotide messenger RNA. RefSeq names its product cilia and flagella associated protein 45 (gene CFAP45). The coding region runs from base 155 to 1807 and encodes 550 amino acids. The transcript is spliced from 12 exons. NCBI's taxonomy places the organism in Eukaryota, Metazoa, Chordata, Ceratodontiformes, Protopteridae. The record is from RefSeq and is a predicted model, not a curated record.
AACACUGCAAACAUUCCCUUCUGCAAAGAGACAUACAGAAAAUCUACUCCCAGAAUGGUAGCCUGAUCGGAUUUAAAACUAAACAAAAAGUACUGAACAUUUUUGCUGUGUUUCUCAAUAUUUCUACAGUUUGAUCAUCUCUGACUGUAUCCAAAUGCCAGCCAGCAGUUCUGUUUCACAUUCGGCGAGCACAAGCAGUGGCUCAAAUCAUUCUCGAUCUAGGAGGUAUCGCACAAAGGCGUUAGGUUCCCAUGUUGACGAGACUUUAUUUGGCUCUCCUAAUAAGAAGCACGAUAAUGAGCGGGACAAUGCAGUGCUGUACAUGGAACCUGAAGAAGAAAGACGUAGGAAAACUAAUUCUGCUCCCGCGAAAGGCCAAAAACCCGAGACAAUUCGUAUCAUCAUGAAGGACCUAAUACGGAAUCUCAUUGUUCCCUCAGAAGACCCAUCGGGACUUUCUGUCAUCAUGUCUCCUUCAGAGUUCAGUCGGAUCAAGUCAGCUUCCUACUAUCUGACAAAGAAAGAGAGGGAGUCAUUUGAGCAGGCUUGGAAGGAGCAGAAAGAGGCAAUCAUGGAGGCAUCAAACGACCGAAAGAACUUCAUGAAGCAGCAGGAAAUGAAGAGGAGGAAGAAUGAGAAGUUGACAGAGUUGGAAGAGGAAGCACGCCAACGGGCUGAAUAUAUUUUACAGCAUGCCAAUGCCAUGAGGAUGGAGCAGGAAGAUGAGAUUAAGCAACUAAAUGAGGCUAUGCUGAGCUCCAAAUGUCAUGCCAUCCGUGAUGCCCAGAUCCUGGAAAAACAGCAAAUACUCAAGGAGAUGCAAGAGGAGGAGAAGCGAUUAGAUGAAAUGAUGGAAGUUGAAAGGCAGCGAGCUCUGGUAAUGCAGGAGCAGAUUGAGGAAAUGAGGAAACAGGAGAGAAUCAGAGGGAAACAACAGAUUAUACAACAAAUGCAAGAAAAUGAAGUGGAACGUCUGCUGGUUCAGGAACAGAGGGAACAGGAUGCAAGGCAUAUGGCAGAACUACUAGAUGACCUGCAGCUACAAGAGUUGAAGCACCUACAGGAGAAGCGUCAGCAGCAAAGAGAACUCAGACAAGAAAUUAACAAGAUCAACAGUGAGCAGCAAAACAGAAGAGAGAUGUUGAAGGAACAGGAGAAGUUGGCUGAUCUGAAAGUCCUGGAGUACAUGAAGCAGAAAACGGAGCGGGAAGCAGAGUAUGAGGCAGAGCAAGAAAAGAUUCGGAAGGAAAAGGAGAAAGAAGUUGCCCGUUUAAGAGCCCUGCAGGAACGUGCCCGUGAUCACCGUGCUGAACAGGAUGCACUAAGGGCAAAACGCAGUCAGGAAGCAGCAGAGAGGCAGUGGCGGAAGAAGGAAAAAGAGGAAGCACAGAAGAAAGCAGAAACAGAAGCCAUGCUAAAACAAGCUCGAUCAGAGCAGGUGGCCCUUAAAGAACAUUACCUGUCAGUGGAGGCUCAGAGGGAGAGAAACGAGUUCAGCAGGGUGCUUGGAGCUCAGAUUGCAGAGAUUGAAAAAGAGAAAAAGGAGUUGGAGGAAAGAAUGAAUCUUCGCCAGCAGCAUGCAUAUGAACUGAGGAACCAGGUGCGAGAGCGUGAGCAGAAGCACAUUCAAGAUCGAAUGGCAUUCUUUGAAGAGGGAAAGCGGCUUGAUGAAGAGGCAAAGCAGAGACGGGCACGUUUAGAUGAAUACAAGAAGAAGAAACUGGAUGAGCUCAGGGCUGUAGGCCUUCCAGAAAAGUACUGUGCACAUGUAGAGAGAAGAAUUAAUGCACAACCAGCCCUUGCAUAAAGCUGAUGAAAGCAGCAUAGAAAGAGACAAACGGCACAAACAACAGGGUGCUACACAGCGGCAUGGCGUACAAUCCUUGGAUCUAAAAUGUCUCCAGAUAGAUGAUCUUCAAAUCAAAUGAUUAUUUUAAUAGAAUAUACUACUACAAAGAAAAUAUGCAAAAUAAGCCAUGAUUACCCUAUUGGUUUAAUAUACAUUUUGCACAGUAUAUCUUGCAAAAUAUUUAAAAGUUUGUAAACAGUAGAUUCUAAGUGGCAACAUAAUCAAAAAAAUGUAUCUUGGUCAUAGAAUGUGUCACACCACACUGCUAUGUUUUUCUUCCUGGAAUGCAAAAAUAAAGGCAACAUCUCA